Messenger RNA from Odobenus rosmarus divergens (Pacific walrus), 2061 nucleotides. RefSeq names its product tripeptidyl peptidase I (gene TPP1). The transcript is spliced from 13 exons. Gene Ontology annotation, biological process: central nervous system development; proteolysis. The record is from RefSeq and is a predicted model, not a curated record. The coding region runs from base 29 to 1747 and encodes 572 amino acids. Gene Ontology annotation, molecular function: serine-type endopeptidase activity; tripeptidyl-peptidase activity. Lineage: Eukaryota; Metazoa; Chordata; Mammalia; Carnivora; Odobenidae.
AGACUAUAAGGUUCAUGUGAUCUGUCACAUGACAGCGGAUCUCCGGAAAGGCAGAAUGAGACUCCGAGCCUGCCUCCUCGGGCUCCUUGCCCUCUUCGUCGCUGUCAAAUGCAAUUAUAGCCCGGAGCCGGACCAGCAGCGAACGUUGCCCCCAGGCUGGGUGUCCCUGGGCCGUGUAGACUCCGAGGAAGAGCUGAGUCUCACCUUUGCCCUGAGACAGCAGAACGUGGAAAGAUUGUCUGAGCUGGUGCAGGCUGUGUCGGAUCCUGGCUCUCCUCGUUAUGGAAAAUACCUGACCCUAGAGGAUGUGGCUGAACUGGUCCGGCCAUCACCACUGACCUUCCGCACAGUCCAAAAAUGGCUCUUGGCAGCUGGAGCCCGGAACUGCCACUCAGUGACCACACAGGACUUUCUGACUUGCUGGCUGAGUGUCCGACAGGCUGAACUGCUGCUCUCUGGGGCUGAGUUUCAUCGCUAUGUGGGGGGACCUGCAGAGAUCCAUGUUAUAAGGUCCCCACGUCCAUACCACCUCCCGAAGGCCUUGGCCCCUCAUGUGGACUUUGUGGGCGGGCUGCACCGCUUUCCCCCCACAUCAUCCCUGAGGCAACGCCCUGAGCCACAGGUGUCAGGGACUGUUGGCCUGCACCUGGGGGUGACCCCAUCUGUGAUCCGUCAGCGAUACAACUUGACAGCACAAGACGUGGGCUCUGGCACAACCAACAACAGCCAAGCCUGUGCCCAGUUCCUGGAGCAGUAUUUCCAUGACUCGGACCUGGCUGAGUUCAUGCGCCUCUUUGGUGGGAAAUUUGCACACCAGGCAUCAGUAGCCCGUGUGGUUGGACAACAGGGCCGGGGCCGGGCUGGGAUCGAGGCCAGUCUAGAUGUGGAGUACCUGAUGAGUGCCGGCGCCAACAUCUCCACCUGGGUCUACAGUAGCCCUGGCCGACAUGAGUCACAGGAGCCCUUCCUGCAGUGGCUCCUGCUGCUGAGUAAUGAGUCAGCCCUGCCACACGUGCACACCGUGAGCUAUGGGGAUGACGAGGACUCCCUCAGCAGUGCCUACAUCCAGCGGGUCAACACGGAGCUCAUGAAGGCGGCCGCUCGGGGUCUUACCCUGCUCUUUGCCUCAGGUGACAGUGGGGCUGGGUGUUGGUCUGUCUCUGGAAGACACCAGUUCCGUCCCAGUUUCCCUGCCUCCAGCCCCUAUGUCACCACGGUGGGAGGCACAUCCUUCCAGAAUCCAUUCCGAGUCACAAAGGAGAUCGUUGACUACAUCAGUGGUGGUGGCUUCAGCAAUGUGUUCCCACAGCCUUCAUACCAGGAGGAAGCUGUAGCCCAGUUCCUGAGCUCCAGUCCCCAUUUACCACCAUCCAGUUAUUUCAAUGCCAGUGGCCGUGCCUAUCCAGACGUGGCUGCACUCUCCGAUGGCUACUGGGUGGUCAGCAACAGCGUGCCCAUUCCAUGGGUGUCUGGCACGUCGGCCUCUACUCCAGUAUUUGGUGGGGUCCUGUCCCUGAUAAAUGAACAUAGAAUCCUCAGUGGCCGCCCCCCUCUUGGCUUUCUCAACCCAAGGCUCUACCAGCAGCAUGGAGCAGGACUGUUUGAUGUAACCCAUGGCUGCCAUGAGUCCUGUCUGAAUGAAGAGGUGCAGGGUCAGGGUUUCUGCUCUGGCCCUGGCUGGGAUCCUGUGACAGGCUGGGGAACACCCAACUUCCCAGCUCUGCUGAAGUCACUAAUCAACCCGUGACCCUUUCCUGCCGGAGAGUGAACCUAUCCCCUGCCCCAUAGCUGGUGGCUUAGUCCCUUAUUCUGCACUGUUGGAAGCCCUGCUGAACCCUCAACCAUAGACUGCUGCAGACAGCUUAUCUCCCUAACCCUAAAAUUCCGUGAGCUUGACUUGACUCCCAACCCUACCCAGCUCCAUCGUGCUCAGGUGUCCCUACUCCUGCCUCAUGUUUCUCUACAGAUGCUAUAACUAGUAUUGUUUGGUACCCCCAAACCCCCCUAUUUCACACCCCCCCAUUUCUUCUUUCUCUUUUCAACCAAGCUUUUUCAAAGAGU